Podospora bellae-mahoneyi is the source of this 501-nucleotide messenger RNA. RefSeq lists its product as uncharacterized. The transcript is spliced from 2 exons. Lineage: Eukaryota; Fungi; Ascomycota; Sordariomycetes; Sordariales; Podosporaceae. The coding region runs from base 1 to 501 and encodes 166 amino acids. The record is from RefSeq and is a predicted model, not a curated record.
AUGCAUUUCUCAACCCUCUUCAUCACCCUGUCAGCCGCUGCCGGCCUCUCCCUUGCAGCCCCCACCUCCCAUACCGACCAAUCCACUUGCCAGCGUGUGAAGUCGGAAUCGUACAAGGUCCACAUCGCCACCCACUCCAAUGAACCCGUGGAACCCCAAGUCUUGAGUUUCUCCCUCCCCGACGGUACCCGCGGCACCUGCUCUCUCAUCGCCGACUUCCCGGCCGGCUAUCCGAUUAUCAACUCUGGCGUUGAGGAUGGCCGUAGCCCCCUUCCCAUCAAUGUGUCUUACGAACACGGCGUCAAAGUUGGCCCCGUCCUCGGUACAUUCCGGAUUCCUUCCGCCCUGCCCGACAAGAAGACCACAAAAGCGGUCAAAUUGACCAUCGCCAGUUUUCCUUGCGAGUGGAUAAGGCUGUUUAUAAUCGAGGUUGCGGCCAUAGGUCUGGUCGACUUCGAGCUGAAUGACAAGAGCGGGCUGUUUGUUGAGUAUGGUUGUUAA